Molecule: messenger RNA, 7807 nt
Organism: Hyaena hyaena (striped hyena)
Lineage: Eukaryota; Metazoa; Chordata; Mammalia; Carnivora; Hyaenidae
Gene: CUL9
Product: cullin 9
Exons: 40
Coding region: 80-7654 (2524 amino acids)
Biological process (GO): ubiquitin-dependent protein catabolic process
Molecular function (GO): ubiquitin protein ligase binding; zinc ion binding
Source: RefSeq, a predicted model, not a curated record
UGUCUCAAGGUUCCACCCCCUCCUUUUCCCUUGCCCUCAUUACCUUUAUCUUUCUCCUUCUGUGUCCCAGGAGGUCAGGAUGGUGGGGGAACGGCGCACUGGGGACGUCAUGGUGCCCUUGGGGCCCCGGCUGCAGGCAUAUCCUGAAGAGCUUAUUCGACAGCGGCCUGGGCAUGAUGGGCAUCCUGAAUACCUCAUCCGAUGGAGUGUUCUGAAGUGUGGGGAAGUGGGCAGAGUGAGUGUGGAAGAGGGCAAGACAGAGCACAUCCUCAUGUGGCUGUCCACCCCCGAAGUCUACGCCAACUGCCCCAUGCUGUUAGGUGAGCGGGCGUUAUCUAAGGGACCGCAGCACGAGCCAGCUGGGGGUUCAGGAAGCUUUUCCCGAGAUCCAGGAGGUCUGGACGACACAGCAAUGGGAGAGAUGGAGGCUGACGUGCGGGCGCUGGUGCGCAGGGCUGCCAGGCAGCUGGCAGAAGGUGGGACCUCGAGCCUCACAGCCGCUGUGCUCCACACCAUCCAUGUGCUCAGCGCCUAUGCCAGCAUUGGGCCCCUCACUGGGGUCUUCAGGGAGACGGGAGCCCUGGACCUGCUUAUGCACAUGUUAUGCAACCCUGAGCCUCAGAUCCGUCGGAGUGCGGGCAAGAUGCUGCAGGCUCUGGCGGCCCACGAUGCUGGGAGUCGGGCUCACGUCCUUCUGUCACUGAGCCAGCAAGAUGGCAUCGAGCAGCACAUGGAUUUUGACAGCCGCUAUACUUUGCUGGAGCUGUUUGCAGAGACCACAUCCUCUGAGGAACACUGCAUGGCCUUUGAGGGCAUUCAUCUGCCUCAGAUCCCAGGAAAGCUGCUCUUCUCCCUGGUGAAACGUUACCUAUGUGUCACCUCCCUGCUGGAUCAGCUGAAUAACAGUCCAGAGCCAGGGGCUGGAGACCGAGGCUCCCUGUCCCCAGGGGAGUUCGGCCAGGAGGAGAGCCGGGGGCAGCGGGAGCUGGAGUUCAGUAUGGCUGUGGGCAGCCUCAUCUCAGAGCUGGUGCGCAGCAUGGGCUGGGCCCGCAACCUCAGCGAACAGAGCACGUCAUCCCCGCGGCCAGCCCGGUCCAUCUUUCAGCCCUACGUUUCAGGCCCUAGUCUUUUGCUCCCCACCAUGGUUGCCACCCUCAGAAAGCAAGAGCGGGCCUUCCGUCAGCGCUCUGAAUUCUCAAGCCGCUGUGGCUAUGGUGAGUACGUGCGAGAGACGCUGCAGGCCGGGAUGCGAGUGCGCAUGCUGGAUGACUACGAGGAGGUCAGCGCUGGGGACGAGGGCGAGUUCCGGCAGAGCAACGACGGCGUGCCCCCCGUGCAGGUCUUCUGGCAGUCAACGGGCCGCACGUACUGGGUGCACUGGCACAUGCUGGAGAUCCUGGGCCCGGAGGAAGCUGCUGAGGAUGUGGCUUCAGGAGCUGUGGAGAAGGGGGCAGGGGCUACUCUGCUGGACACAGCACUUCCCUCCUGGGACUGGAAACCCGUGGAUGGGCUCUACGCUUUGCCGUACCUCCAGCCCGAGCCUCAGAAGAACGAGCGGUUGGGAUACCUGACUCAGGCCGAGUGGUGGGAGCUGCUCUUCUUCAUCAAGAAGCUGGACGUAUGUGAGCAGCAGCCGAUUUUCCAGAAUCUUCGGGAGAACCUGGAUGAGACUCUGGGCGAAAAGGCCUUGGGAGAAAUCUCCGUGCCCGUAGAGAUGGCUGAGGGUCUGCUGCUGGUACUCAGUAAUCGGUUUGAGGGCAGUACCCUCAGUGACCUGCUCAACUCCCAAAUCUACACCAAGUAUGCGCUGCUGCCCGAUGAACUGAGCAUCUCAUCGUCUUCACGAAGUCACUCGUGUUCUCCAGAUCCAGAAGAGGAGUCCAAGUUGGAGGCCAACUUCUCAGAAGAAGAGGCUGAGUCUCCCAAAGCAACAGCUGAGCCCCCAAAGGCCGAUGCAGACCCUGCCAAGGGAAAACCUGAGCCCCCCAUGGCACAGAGUGAUUCACAGCUGUUUAACCAACUUCUGGUGACUGAGGGGAUGGUUCUGCCCCCCGAGAUGAAGGAGGCAGCCAGUGAAAUGGCUAGAGGCUUGCGGGGUCCUGGUCCCCGCAGCUCCCUGGAUCAGCAUGUGGCAGCGGUCGCGGCCACCGUGCAGAUAUCCAGCUUGGACACAAACCUGCAGCUCUCAGGCCUCUAUGCCCUCUCUCAGGCUGUGGAGGAGGUCACUGAGCGGGACCACCCUCUGGUCCGUCCUGACCGAUCUCUGAGAGAGAAGCUAGUAAAGACGCUGGUGGAGCUGCUGACCAACCAGGUGGGAGAGAAGAUGGUGGUGGUGCUGGCCCUGCGCCUCCUCUACCUGCUCAUGACCAAGCAUGAGUGGCGGCCCCUCUUUGCCAGGGAGGGUGGCAUCUACGCUGUGCUGGUUUGCAUGCAAGAAUAUAAGACUUCCGUCCUGGUGCAGCAGGCGGGGCUGGCGGCACUGAAGAUGCUGGCCAUUGCCAGCUCCUCGGAGAUCCCCACUUUUGUCACUGGCCGAGAUUCUGUCCAUCCUUUGUUUGAUGCCCAGAUGACCAGAGAGAUCUUCGCCAGCAUUGACUCAGCCACUCGCCCAGGCUCUGAGAGCCUCCUCCUUACUGUCCCUGCAGCUGUGAUCCUGAUGCUGAACACAGAGGGGUGUUCCUCCGCAGUGAGAAACGGCCUGCUCCUGCUCAACCUGCUUCUGUGCAACCACCACACGCUGGGGGACCAGCUUAUCACCCAAGAGCUGAGAGACACCUUGUUCAGGCACUCCGGGAUAGCACCAGGGACAGAACCCAUGCCCACCACACGCAACAUCCUCAUGAUGCUUCUCAAUCGCUACUCAGAGCCGCCGGACAGUCCUGAGCACCCAGCAGCACUGGAAACCCCUGGCGCCCAGGGCCAGGAUGGGUCCCCUGAGCAUCUGAUCCGGUCGCUGGCAGGGGGCCCGUCUGCAGAACUCCUCCUGGGCUUGGAGCGGGUGCUGUGCCGAGAGGGCGGCCCAGGGGGCGCUGUGAAGCCCCUCCUCAAGCGCCUCCAGCAGGAGACUCAGCCCUUCCUCCUGUUGCUGCGGACUCUGGAUGCCCCGGGGCCCAACAAAACUCUGCUGCUGACGGCACUGAGGGUCAUGACCAGGCUGCUGGAUCACCCUGAAGCGAUGGUCCUCCCCUGGCACGAGGUCUUGGAGCCCUGCCUCAACUGUCUGAGUGGCCCUAGCAGUGACUCUGAGAUUGUUCAGGAGCUGCUCUGCUUCCUGCAUCGCCUGGCCUCCAUGCACAAGGACUACGCGGUGGUUCUCUGCUGCCUGGGAGCCAAAGAGGCCCUCUCCAAAGUCCUGGACAAGCACUCGGCUCAGUUGCUGCUGGCCUGUGAGCUUCGGGACCUGGUGACCGAGUGUGAAAAACACGCCCAGCUCUAUAGUAACCUCACCUCCAGCAUCCUAGCUGGCUGCAUUCAGAUGGUGCUGGGCCAGAUCGAAGACCACAGGCGAACCCACCGACCCAUCAACAUCCCUUUCUUCGACGUGUUCCUCCGGCAUCUCUGCCAGGGCUCCAGCGUGGAAGUGAAGGAGGACAAGUGCUGGGAGAAGGUGGAGGUGUCCUCCAACCCGCACCGGGCCAGCAAGCUGACGGACCGGAACCCCAAGACCUACUGGGAGUCCAAUGGCAGCACCGGCUCCCACUACAUCACCUUGCACAUGCACCGUGGUGUUCUUGUUAGGCAGCUGACGUUGCUCGUGGCCAGUGAGGACUCAAGUUACAUGCCAGCCAGAGUGGUGGUGUUUGGGGGUGACAGUACCAGCUGCAUCAGCACAGAGCUCAACACGGUGAACGUGAUGCCCUCUGCCAGCAGGGUGAUCCUCCUGGAGAACCUGAACCGCUUCUGGCCCAUCAUUCAGAUCCGCAUAAAGCGCUGCCAGCAGGGUGGCAUCGACACCCGGGUUCGAGGCGUGGAGGUGCUGGGCCCUAAGCCCACUUUCUGGCCGCUAUUCCGGGAGCAGCUGUGUCGCCGUACCCGUCUCUUCUACACCAUCCGGGCGCAAGCCUGGAGCCAGGACAUAGCGGAGGACCGCAGGCGCCUCCUCCAGCUCUGUCCCAGACUGAACAGGGUUUUGCGCCACGAGCAGAAUUUUGCUGAUCGCUUCCUCCCUGACGAUGAGGCCGCCCAAGCCCUGGGCAAGACCUGCUGGGAGGCCCUGGUCAGCCCCCUGGUGCAGAACAUCACCUCCCCCGAUGCGGAAGGUGUGAGCUCCCUGGGCUGGCUGCUGGACCAGUACUUAGAGCAAAGGGAGAGCUCUCAGAACCCCCUGAGUCGAGCAGCAUCCUUUGCCUCUCGAGUUCGUCGCCUUUGUCACUUGCUGGUGCACGUAGAGCCUCCGCCUGGGCCUUCUCCGGAGCCAUCCACUCGGCCUCUCAGCAAGAACAGUAAGGGCCGGGAUCGGAGCCCCACGCCUUCACCAGUUCUUCCAAGCAGCAGUCUGAAGAACAUAACCCAGUGCUGGCUGAGCGUGGUGCAGGAGCAGGUCAGCAGGUUCCUGGCUGCAGCCUGGAGGGGCCCUGACUUUGUGCCUCGAUACUGUAAACUCUAUGAGCACUUGCAGAGAGCAGGUUCGGAGCUCUUUGGGCCUCGGGCGGCCUUCACGCUGGCUCUGCGCAGUGGCUUCUCCGGCGCGUUGCUACAGCAGUCCUUCCUCACCGCUGCUCACAUAAGUGAGCAGUUUGCCAGGCACAUCGACCAGCAGAUCCAGGGUGGCCUGGUUGGUGGAGCCCCUGGAGUGGAAAUGCUGGGGCGGCUUCAGCGGCACCUGGAACCCAUCAUGGUCCUUUCUGGCCUGGAGCUGGCUACCACUUUUGAGCACUUCUACCAGCACUACAUGGCAGACCGUCUCCUGAGCUUGGGCUCGAGCUGGCUGGAGGGGGCUGUGCUGGAGCAGAUAGGCCUCUGCUUCCCCAACCGCCUCCCCCAGCAGAUGCUGCGGAGCCUGAGCACGUCCGAGGAGCUGCAGCGCCAAUUCCACCUCUUCCAGCUCCGGCGGCUCGACAAGCUGCUCUUGGAGCAGGAGAAUGAGGAGGAGCAGGGCCUGGAAGAAGAAGAGGAGGAAGCAGAGGAAGAGGAGGCUGAGAAAGAACUAUUUAUUGAAGAUUCAAGUCCAACAGUUUCCAUACUGGUCCUGUCACCACGCUGCUGGCCGGUCUCCCCACUCUGCUACCUGUACCAUCCCAGAAAGUGCCUUCCCACUGAAUUCUGUGAUGCCCUUGACCGCUUCUCCAAUUUCUACAGCCAGAGUCAGAAUCAUCCAGUCCUGGACAUGGGACCGCAUCGGCGACUGCAGUGGACAUGGCUGGGCCGGGCUGAGCUGCGGUUUGGGGACCAGACCCUGCACGUGUCCACUGUGCAGAUGUGGCUGCUGUUGCAUUUCAAUCAGACGGAGGAGGUGUCUGUAGAGACCUUGCUGAAGAAUUCUGACCUCACCCCAGAGCUACUGCUCCAGGCUCUUCUGCCCCUCACCGCUGAGAAUGGCCCUUUGACCCUGAAUGAGGGUCAGGACUUUCCACACAGGGGUGUGCUGCGGCUUCGGGCGCCUGAGCCCCAGCGCUGUGGGGAAGCCCUGUGGCUGAUACCUCCCCAGACAUACCUGAAUGUAGAGAAGGAUGAGGGCCGAACUCUGGAACAGAAGAGGAACCUCUUGAGCUGUCUUAUUGUCCGUAUUCUCAAAGCCCAUGGGGAAAAGGGCCUCCAUAUUGAUCAGCUGGUUUGUCUGGUGCUGGAGGCCUGGCAGAAGGGGCCAAAUCCCCCUGCGAGCCUGGGCCGCUCUGUUGUAGGGGGCGUGGCGUGUACCAGUACAGACGUCCUUUCUUGCAUUCUGCACCUCGUGGGCCAGGGCUACGUGGAACGGCGUGAUGACCGGCCCCAGGUCCUGCUGUGCGCCACCCCAGAGCCUACGGGGCCUUGCCGGGGUCAGGCAGAGGUCCCCUUCUGCAGCAGCCGGACCACCAAGACCUCCAAGCCUAGCCCAGAAGCUGUGGCUGCCCUGGCAUCCCUGCAGCUGCCUGCUGGCCGCACCAUGAGCCCCCAGGAAGUAGAAGGCUUGAUGGAGCAGACUGUGCGGCAGGUGCAAGAGACACUAAACCUAGAGCCAGAUGUGGCUCAGCACCUUUUGGCUCAUUGCCACUGGGGUGCCGAGCAGCUGCUGCAGAGCUACAGUGAUAACCCUGAGCCACUGAUGCUGGCGGCUGGGCUGUGUGUGCCCCAGGCGCAGGCAGCCCCCGCACGCCCCGACCAUUGCCCUGUGUGUGUCAGCCCCCUGGAGCCCGACGAUGACUUGCCCUGUCUCUGCUGCAUGCACUACUGCUGUAAGUCUUGCUGGAAUGAGUAUCUGACAACUCGGAUUGAGCAGAACCUUGUACUGAACUGCACCUGCCCCAUUGCCGACUGCCCUGCACAGCCCACCGGAGCCUUCAUUCGGGCCAUCGUCUCCUCCCCGGACAUCAUCUCCAAGUACGAGAAGGCCCUCCUGCGUGGCUAUGUGGAGAGCUGCUCCAACCUGACGUGGUGCACCAACCCCCAGGGCUGUGACCGCAUCCUGUGCCGCCAGGGCCUGGGCUGUGGGACCACCUGCUCUAAGUGUGGCUGGGCCUCCUGCUUCAACUGUAGCUUCCCCGAGGCACACUAUCCUGCCAGCUGUGGCCACAUGUCCCAGUGGGUCGACGAUGGCGGCUACUAUGAUGGCAUGAGCGUGGAGGCUCAGAGCAAGCACCUGGCCAAGCUCAUCUCCAAGCGCUGUCCCAGCUGCCAGGCUCCCAUUGAGAAGAACGAGGGGUGUCUGCACAUGACCUGUGCCAAAUGCAACCAUGGAUUUUGCUGGCGCUGCCUCAAGUCGUGGAAGCCAAAUCACAAAGACUACUACAACUGCUCUGCCAUGGUCAGCAAAGCAGCUCGCCAGGAGAAGCGGUUCCAGGACUAUAACGAGAGGUGUACUUUCCAUCACCAGGCCCGGGAGUUCGCCGUGAGCCUGCGGAACCGCGUGUCUGCCAUCCACGAGGUGCCCCCGCCCAAAUCUUUCACCUUCCUCAGUGACGCCUGCCGGGGUCUGGAGCAGGCUCGCAAGGUGCUGGCCUACGCGUGCGUGUACAGCUUCUACAGCCAGGACACAGAGCACAUGGACGUGGUGGAGCAGCAGACCGAGAACCUGGAGCUGCACACCAACGCGCUGCAGAUCCUCCUGGAGGAGACGCUGCUGCGAUGCCGAGACCUGGCCUCGUCCCUGCGCCUCCUGCGGGCGGACUGCCUCAGCACGGGCCUGGAGCUGCUGCGGAGGAUCCAGGAGAGGCUGCUGGCUAUCCUGCAGCAUUCCACCCAGGACUUCCGGGUGGGUCUGCAGAGCCCGUCAUCAGAGACUCGAGAGGCGAAAGGAUCCAACGUGCCUGGCAGUCAGCCCCAGAGCUCCUCGGGGCUGGGGGUGGAUGAGGAGGAGGAGGAAGAGGAAGAUGAUGAGGAUGAUAUGCCCGAGUGGCAGCAGGACGAGUUUGAUGAGGAGCUGGACAAUGAUAGCUUCUCCUAUGAUGAGGAGUCUGAGAACCUGGACCGAGACACUUUCUUCUUCGGUGACGAGGAUGAUGAUGAUGCCUACGACUGAGGGCCAGGACGCAGGAACACCUGGAGCCACCUCUCAGUCACGGGGGCCGAGGGGGUGAAGUCACCCCUUCCCGCCAUUGUUGAGGGAAGCGAUUCCCAGUGUCUGCAGUACCUUCUGUUUACUGAAUAAACUUUUUCACAUACUUCUCUGGAA